This is a messenger RNA of Acanthoscelides obtectus, 9678 nucleotides long. NCBI's taxonomy places the organism in Eukaryota, Metazoa, Arthropoda, Insecta, Coleoptera, Chrysomelidae. The record is from the annotation of a GenBank genome assembly.
CAAUUGAAUUCAAUUUAGACAUCCCAUCCCAAUACUUCUAUUUUCAUGUUUCGUGCCUUUUAAGGACCAUACAUUGACAUGUUAAAGGUACCUUUGAUAUGUCGAUGGGACCAUAACGUGCCAUAACCUCAAAACCUUCAAAUUUUUACUUGGUUUUGUAUUGUGAAAAACAGCAGACGCUGAAAAAUCGUUGUUUUUUUUUGAGAAAAAUUAUCAAUAAUGAUAAUUUAAUUACCCGGAUGGUCUUGAAUGAGAGUGUCUAAAAACUCCCGAUGGAAAAACGUCUCAAGAAAUAUUAAAACAAAAUUACCAUUAGCAAUUCAAAUAAUGUUGUUUUCACUUACAAAUACCCAUACAGGUACAAAAUUUUAUUUGUUACAAACCAAGUAUGAAGUUGGUAGAAAGAAUUGUAGUUUUCUUAUAGAGAAUGAUGUGUCUAUCAGCAGAAAACAUGCAGUGAUUGAAGUACAGGAUGACAAGGUUACUGUCACUGAUGCCGGGUCAAAGUACAAAAGUCUUCUCAAUGGGAAAUCAAUGGAACCAAAUGUUGCUUGUGUAUUAAAACAUGGAGAUGAAAUUCAGUUUGGAGUCUACAACAGUAAAUUUAGACUUGAGCGAGAAAAAUACGUUACAACAGCUACUCGUCUGCCUGGCGCUGAAAAAAUACAAUUAAAAAAUGAUAUUGAAGCUGUUCGUGGAUCAUAUGUGGAAGAUUGGUCUCAUGAUUGUACUCAUCUCACAGUCAAAGAGAUAGCCCUUACAGUAAAAGUUCUUUAUGCCCUUAUUGAUGAUAAACCAAUAGUUUUGCCUCAGUAUUGGACAAAACUUAAAGAUCAUGUAAGAUCGGGUGAGGAAUUUCCCAAAGUAGAGAACUAUAACAAUCCUCCAGUUAGUGGGACACUACUUAGCAGAGUGGAAUGGAAGAGGGGAAUUAACCGAAGAAAUAUGUUCAAAAAUAAGUUAUUUAUAUUUCUUACUGAAAAUAACAAGCAAAUUAUGGAGGGUGUGAUAGCAAGGCUAGGAGGAACGUCAAUUGCUUGGGAGAAAAAGCCAAUGCCUUUGCAAGAUAUAGAAAAAUCUCCAAAACAAAUAAUUGUGGUUCAACCACUAGAAAAGACUCAGAAUAGCUCGUUCCAGGAAUUAGUAGAACUUGUGUCUAAAAGAGGCCAACGUCUUAUACCUCAACAAGAAAUUGCCUUAGCUGUUGUAUCUGGAAAUUGUGAAAAGGAUUGUAACCCAGAAUUUGACAGAGCAAGCGAAGUAUUUUGCAAUGUCAGUAAAUGCGCACCAAGUCAGAGCACGGUGUUGGCACAAAAUACUGAAGACCAAGCCUAUUCUCAAGAUUUGUGUAACGUCAAAAAAGAGAAACCAGAUAUAGUAAUACGUGCCACAUACAGUCCCGAGAAUAACACAACUAAAUCGGAAAAAGCACCAUCUUCAGUUGAUGAUAUUAUGGAGGAAAACCAGCGAGAGAUUUUCAAAAGACCCAAUGACGCACCUUUAACAAAUGCCUCCAAAAAAAUAAGGACCGAAGACAUAGAAUGGAUUUCAGGAAAUUCUAGCCGGAAUGAACCAGUUGAAAUAGUGCAGCCUAAAGCUACUGAAACGCAAGAUACUACACCUGUAAACGCUCAAAAAAGGAAAGCCUCUGAUGACUCUGACGAGGAAAACUCAGCGACAGAAAAUCCCUUCUUGAAAAUAGGCAAAAAGACAAAGCGCCAAGACAAAAACCAUCCUUUUAAAACUUUGACUCGUAGUAGUAAGGAAGACCUACAGCCAGACCUUAGAAUGAACCCAUUUUGGAGUUCAAGGUCAGCGCCUAAAGUAAAAAAAGAGGGGGAAGAUAAAAAUACUGCCAAGGUAUUAUCGAGCACAGCAAAUACAUCCGUACUAGAGCAACCAUCAUUAGAAUACUCCAGAAUAAAAACGACAGAUGAAAAUCUAAACGCGACUUGGAUCUCUAAGAACGGACAAUCAACAUGCGUAGAAGUAAAGGAAGAAUUGCAAUGUCAGGAUGAUGAUUAUAUCAUUGAAUUCAGAAAUCAGUUCAGAGAUAAAGUUGUAAUAGAAUGUUUCGCAAAAGUGAUAGAAAAAAGGAACAAUGAUAUCACGGAUAGAGUUGAUAGUAGCGUAAGCAAUGGUAGAGUCAACUUCAAGAAAUUUAGAAAGGUAACACCUAUAUAUGUAAAAUAGUGUUGAAGUUGAUUUUCGAUUGGGCCUACAAAAUCCUCAUACAUAUACCGCAGGACACCAUUUCAGAAACACUGCUUUAGAUUAGUCUGGAAUUUGAGACGACAAACUAUUAAAUUACAUCAUAAACAUUCAACCUUUGAACCAUUUUAUACAGCAGUGGCCAGCUUCAAGUUCGUGAUGCAAUUUGAUUCGAUCUCCCUAUAAUUUAAUUUGCUUGUUCAAGGUGUUGCCUUUACACCCCCAAAGAAGUUCCAUCAUGAAUCAAACUGUCAUGGCAACAGUUACGUUAGGAAGUCAGGCUGCACCAAGUGUAGAACCUGUUCAAGUCUUCAAUGAUAAUAGCGAUGGUGACAUUGCCAAUGUCAGGCCAGUGAAAAGAAGUGUGAAAAAAAUUGUGCUGUAAGAGUUAUUAUAAAAACUCAUCAAUCGAGGAAUUACAUAUACCAAUUUAUGUUGCAGUUUUAAAAGAAUUUGAAUUCUAUCACAAUAGAAAUGAUUGAUAAAAAAAUGUGUUGGUGUCUUUCACUAUAUUCCAUAUCUGUACCUCAGAGCCAGGCUGGGUUAAGUCCUUUAUUGCCUAAGAUGAUUUUUAUAUGGUAAGCUCAUGAUAAUAUUGUGAAUUUUAAUUUUCUACUUACACUGUCCAUAUAUCUGUAAUAAAAAGGAAGUUACAACUUUAUCAGUCAUAUAUAGCUUUUGUUCGUCUGUUAAGUCGUAUACAAUACAAGAAACAUAUUUCAAAAGUAAUUCGGAAGUUUCCUUUAGUCGAAAAUACUAGUUUCACUUACAUAACUGUAGUCUUUCAAAAAUCCUUGCAUCUCGACGCCUCAGUGGUUCAAAAUUACUAAAAUAUUUCAAAAACUAUAAAGAUUCGCUAAAUUUUACAAACAAGAAUUCAUUUCCACGUUUUCCAGGUCGCUGAUAACGACUAUGAUAUCCACUUGUCAAAGAUCAAAAUGUUUUGAUUGAGCUAAAAUUUAAGUUUUACAUGUUUUCGGGGUCAUUAAUAAUGAACUUUAUAUCGAUUGCUCAAAAAUAGAAUUAGCGGGUGUAAUGUAGCAGUUAUGUUUCCAAAAAAUGUUUUGAUUGCGCUCAACAAGAAGUUUCAUGUCUUUUUAAGAUCGCGAAUAACGAAUUAAAUAUCGAUUCUUGAAAAAUCUAAAUGGUGGAUCAAAUAUGCAAAAAAUUUGUUGAUUGUGCUCAAAUCACUGUUUUAUACGUUUUCAAGGUAUAAUUUAUGUAAUAGUGUAUAUUGUCGCAUAAAUGCCAAACUUGCAGUCAGCUGCAGCCACAAAUAACUUAUUUCUCAACACGCUACUAUUCGAAAUAUAACGGACUCCAAUGGGCCUUUGUAAACUUUUUUUGAACUCAUUAUAUACGGAAAAAAUUUCGAUUACAUAUUGUUGUCGUAUAGUGUCGUGUGACAAUUGGCAAGUAAUAGAAUGCCAUAUCUUGUCCGCAAUCUAUUUUGCCAAAUCUUAAUGCAGUUAAUUAUUUUAAAACGUGACACUAUUCGAUUAUACACAACGCCUAUGCAUCUUCACGUCGACGUAGACAAGGUUCAAAGAGUAUUACCCCUCCAGCCAUAACAUGAUCACAAUAAAUAUAUUCACAUUUUCUCGAAAUAAAAGCAAUAAUCAAAUCUAUUCCCGCCCUCAUUUACACCAAUUAGGUUAUUUAUCCAUCAUAAUAUACAUUUAUUUUGAAUUUUUUACCAUAUCAACUAAAUACGUAUUAAUAUCAAAAUGAUAUUUAUAGUAAGUAGUAUAAUGAUAUUCCCGAAAAGGCAAUUUUAUUGACCCUGUAGCCCUGUUUAUUACCCUGCACCACUUCCUUCUAAUCCUUCUAUGUUUUGGCACAGGUAAAUAUGUUUUUCUGCGGCUAAUAUGCCUAUAUGUAUUUGUACAUGUAGGUUAAAUACAAUAUUUGUAAGUCGAUGGUCUGACCCAUUUUUACCCUAAAUGGUAAAUACUGAGCAGAGCAACGUUUGUAAAUCUGAUGGUGGCAUCUGACGUCAUUUAUAACUCGUUCUCACGAUCCAAUAAGAUAAUUCUCCUAAUAAGAAACUUCAGGGGAUCGUAACUUAAUUUUUUAAGAUAUUCAAAAAAAAAUUCAGAGCUGUACUUCACUCCAGUUAAACUAUCAUUUUAAGUGUUUCAGAAAAUAGAAAAUCUCAUUAUCUCAAAACAACUUAUUUGGACUCAACCUGAGCUGAGGUACAGAUAUAUGAUAUCUGCUGGACCAUGUUUCAUGAUGUUGGUUUUCAGUUAUGGAUGUUGUUUGUUUUUAUUGAUUUUUUGUACUAUUUAUAUACAGUUAGUUCUAUUUUGACAUGUAUUUUCAUUGUAUUGAGAAUUAUACCAUCUUUGUAUUGAGAGUAUAAUUUCCAUUACUGUGUUGCUUGUUAGCUGCAUACAUUCUAUUAAAGGAAGAUUUUUGUAGAAAGGAACCUUUCACGAAAUUGAUAUUUGUCGUGAAAGAGUAGAUAUAGAUUGAGCAUUUUUUAUAAACCUACACAAAUGUUGAUUCAUGAUAACAACCCAGUGUAUGUCUAAACUUCCUGUAUUCAGUUGCUGGUAUCUUACAAUGUAUUAGUAUAUGAUACCGAUUUUAAUUGUAUUUAUAAUUAUUUUCAUUUAGUCAUUGUUUUUUGUUUGUACGUCCAUGAUCAUUACAAAUGUUUGUUACAUUUUUUGUACUUUUUUAUUACCGCAAUCGAAUCAUGACUUGAAUGCUGAAAUGAAUUUUGUUCAUGACAAAACUCUCGCCAAGAAACCUCAGGAGCACCCAACACUCGUAAGUCAAGAAAUGUUCUCGCCGCGCCGGCGCCGCCUCGAUGUCGGAUUGGAUGUUGCUCCUUCAAGACUUUAGCCAAGAAGUUCAGAAAAACAUAAAUGAGAAUGCAUUAUCUCCACUUCGGACCAUCGUGUUACGAUCAGUUUCACUAUUUUACCAUCAUAUAAACUUAUCUUUAACCGACGAGAAAGAGAAUCCUUUUCCCCUUAUAGACUCGCACCGAGAAGCCUCGUGAUCACUCAAAAAAUUAUGCUAGAAUUAAAAAUAAAGAUUUCCUCAUUCUGAGUCUUCGAGAAGCUUCGUGAACACUGAAAAAGUUCACACUCACUUGUUGGCUGUCGGUGUACUGUUAAAGUCACCUGCUGAGAAUUAUUUAAACCUUUGAGCGUGAUAUCAAUAAAUUGGACGACCAUCUUGAUCGAACAGUAUAGGUGUGCUCACUAGUUACUGAGGAAAUCUUUUGAUCUCUUGGGCUCUAUGUAUAAUCAGGUAGUAAGCAAGAAAGUCUGUAUAUGAACCCAAAUACCGUAUAAUAUAUUAAUACUGUGCAGAGGUUUGGUUGGUUGAAGUAAUAUACCUAUUAGAGGUGGGGUCUGUGACCAUUUACCACACGAAAUAUCAAUUUUUCCUCAAGAUCAAAUUUGAAAUAUAGUGGGUUUGAUCAAUUUAUCACAUAUUUAAGCGAACUCUGUUUAUGUUCUAUAUAAGAAAUGUUGAAGUCCAUGCAUAAUCCAUAAAAAAUACGGAAUAUCAGAUUGAUUUCUAUAAUGUACAGAUAUUUCUGUGUACAACUACCUAUACUUUGUGUAUGUUUAUGAGUACGUUGGUGAUCAGUACCUUUACAUUCAUAAUAUUAACAAUAAUACUCAGGUACAAUCAUUUCCAGAACACAAGGAAAAUGUUAAUAGAUUCAUGCAAAUGUAUAGAUAUAAACAAAAUAUACAAUAUAAAAAUAAAUACGAGAUGAUUUGUAAAGGUUAGUUAUCUCCUUCACCAGUAAGGCGGUUUAGUUCUGCAAUCAAUUUGCGCUUCUUAUUUUCAGUAACGACGUGUUUUAUUUCUGUGCAGAGGUUUGAUCGGAGUAAUAUAUUUGAGGUGACGUCAUCUGUGACCAUUACCACACCAAAUAUCAAUUUUUCUUCCUCAAGAUCAAAUUUGAAAUCUAGUGGGUUUUCGCUAAACCCGCAUGCUCCUGAAAAUACAAUAAUUGACUAUCAAUUACUCGCAUAUUUAAGUGGAAUAUUUUUAUGUUUUUUCAAAAAAUGUUGAAAUCCACGCGUAAUCCAUAAAUAAAACGGAAUAUAAGAUCGAUUUUCAUAAUGGUCUUCGUGAGGAGCCCUAAAGUAAGGAUCAACGAACGUCACUUACGAGAAAAGUUGUCAGUUUAAAAACGACUAUUUCGCUCAGAUUCAUUUGAAAAAAGUCAUCAGAAAAAAUAAAGUGCUUGGAGUUUGAAGUUUCAUCAACAUCGGCAUGAUUCGUAAAUUGCUUAAAAAGUGAUUUAUAAAUGUUUUUACUUUGUGUAGGUUUGAUAAAUCGUUAAUUUAUGUUGCUUGCCUUCAAAAUCUUGUAUUGCAUUCCAGUAGGUAAAUCCUUGAACUACUGAAGUAUAAAUUUCUGUUUGAUUUUUAUCCAGCAGGUAGUCAGCUAAAUAAUUGAGUAAUAUUUUUUCCUUAUCAGAAAGAUUACACCACUUCAGAAACAGUUCUUGCAGAAUUGGACCUAAAGAAAAAACAUGCACAAAUCUAUUGACUACUAAGCCCUAAAUUAAAAUGGGGCAGGAGGGGGGUGAUCGAACACUAGUUGUAAGAAAUAAUGUAGGCCAACCUUCUUAUGAUACUGUAGAUCAUGUGAAAAUAUUUCGGUUCAGAUCCAUAUUCCUAAGAAUGAAUAGAACAUGAGGUAUUGCUAUAGAAGAGGACCCAUAAAAACAAAUAUACGAGUUUGCAGUAUGUGCUGCUAUCUUUGUAUUUCAUAAUAAUUUUAUUUGAUUCUAAAGCGCCUUGAGCAAUAACGAGGUGUUUGUGAAUAGUCUUUGGCCCUUUUCUAUGAACCUUGUUUAUAUAUAAAGGGAAAUUUGUCUGACGGCUUGAGUUCAAUGUAUACGAGAGAGAGGCGCGAGAAGUGAAGAGCGAAGGUCAUCACCACCUUGUCUAGCAACGGUGACGCAGAAGGUCGUGCAAUCUGCCGCGUUACAAAUGUUACACCAGAAAAUAUUCGCACGCUUCUAAAAAUGGAUAGGUUACUGUCAAACCCAAGAAGAAGGUCUGUUCCAACAUGUAAUAUUUUGUGUUCAUUUUGAUUAGAAUUAUUCAUUUAAAUUUUCAAGCGACUUGGUGUUUAAUUUAUUUUAUAAUUAUAUUUGAUUUCCACCGGUGGUGAUGAAAUCAACACAUCUUGAGAUAUGGAGGUGGAAACCUUGAAUUAGAAUGUACGAGAUGCGGUGUUGCCAAGCGAAAAAAUGAUGCAAUGUUGUAGAGUUUGUGGUGAUCCUGACCUUUUAUUUCGACCUAAAAUGGAGCGCCGCUAGGGCCGAUCCGGAAUCGAUUCUACACUGAUUCGACACAAUUCACAAAUGUGUACGCUCAAAAUAAAACCAUUAUUUUAGCGCAGAGAAUAACCUGCCGCAUAUUUUCAUCAUGCGUCCUAAUUCAAGAAACUGGUAUAACAUAUUGGCAAUCCAGCUGGCUUCUUUCUCUUCCUAACAUAUGUGUCUAUACUUACACACUCUCGCACACAUUGAACUUAAGCCGUCAGAAAUUUGGCUCUCGGAGUAUAUAUGAAUCAAAUAUAAACACUAACGCUGACAGCUAGCACCUCUGUUUGGCAACUAUACUAUUUGACUUGAAAGCAAUUUGUAUAAAAAUUCACCUGUUCAAAUCUGAUUUUCUUUUUUUUACCACACUACACACGAAUUGUUUAAAAUGAUUGCUUUACAAUAUACAGUAAUGGACAAAAGCAUAUAGAGUUAUAGACAAAUUUAUAUUGUGCUGUAUGUAUUUAUUUUUUAACUUGUUUUAUUAGUACACCAACGUGUAUACAUAAUUAGUUAUAGCAUAAUACUUAUACAUAAAUAAAUUCAUUAGACUCCCUUCAAUAAAAAAUUAAUUGAAAAAACUGGAACUGUGAAGGACAAAGCAAAACAAUUACAGAAAAAAGAAGCAAAGUUCAUUGAAUUAUAGAAAACCAGCCAUGUUUGUGUUAAUAUUUUGUAGCAUAACCAUUAUUAUCAAUCACCGCCUGGCAUCGUCUCGGCAUAGAUUGUAGAAGUUUCUUGAUAUAAGAUUCAUCAAUAUGUCUCCACUUUUGCUCUAAAGCGGCAAACAGUUCGUCCUUUUUUGAAUAAUUUUUAUCUCGUAUUUGCUUAUCUAAGUAUUCCCAUAGAUUUUCAAUGGGGUUUAUAUCGGAAGACUGUGAAGGCCAUUUGAGAACUGGCAUUUUUUCAUCCAGAAAGAAUUUCUUUGAAGGUCAUUAUCUUGCUGGAAGAUUGAUCUUAAGGGCAUAUUGUCUUCAUGGCAUGCUUUAGUAUGACUGUGUAUACAAACUUAUCCAUAAUGCCAUCUAUUCUAUGUAAAGGUCCCAUCCCAAACCCCGAAAAGCACCCCCAAACCAUAACAGACCUGCCUCCAUGUUUGACAGUGGGCAAAGUGUACUUUGGGUUCAAUUUUUGUCCACUAGGACGUCUAACGUAAUGAAAACUAUCCGAUCCAAACAUAUUGAACUUGGAUUCGUCACUGAAACAUACCCUCUUCCAGUCACAGAUUCUCCAAUCAAGGUGCAACCGUGCAAAUUGUAAUCGGUCCUUACGGUUUUUCCUCGAGACUAGCGGCUUCGUACUCGUUCGACGUGCAAAUAAAUUCAAAUCAUUUAAUCUUCUACUUAUAGUUUUCGUAGAAACACUGACAAUUCCUUUUGUCUCGAUUUCGGCUUUUAUUUGUCUUGGCGUUUUAAGCGGAUCUUUGAACGAAAUUACUUUUAUUAAUCUACCUGAUCUGGCAUUUAGUUUUCUAGGACGACCACUUCUCUUAGAGGCUUCCAAGAUACCUUUUUGUUUGUAUCUGUUCAAUAUUGCCCAAACUGCUUUACGCUUCAGCUUCAAAUUUUUGGCGAUGUCGACUUGUCGUUGACCAUCUUUGUAUAACUCAUUGAUCUUAGUUUUCACAUUGACAGAAAUUUCUGGACCACGCGGCAUGGUCUUAAAAUCACUCAGCUUAUUCCACAAUACUUGAUGAACACAAACUAAUCCUCUUCUGGCACGAAACUGUACUAAACUAAUGUUGAAAAGAAUUUGUCUACAUAUUUUUGUCUCUUAUAAAAAAGUGCUUAUAUUCAGACUUGUAUUGUGUUCAUUGCAGAUAAUGUAAAAACAAGGAAUUUAGUUUUUCUACUAAUAAGGCAUUUGUUUAUGAAGCAAUGAAGUAUGAAUUCGUUUUCUAAAGGUAUUUAGGUAAAUAUUCAUAUUUGUCUAUAUACUUUUGUCCAUUACUGUAUAUUGCAUAUAAGACCACUGAAAAAUGUACUAUGUAACAUUAAUUUUGAAUCUCCAGAGUAGUUAGAUUAGUAAUUUUCUUUACUUACAUUUGUGUGUCACAUAAGCUACACAUUGGAAAACAUGGAAGCAAAACGUAUUAUUAUUUACAUCUUUAAAUUUCACUAGUUUUGUAUCAAAAUAAUUCAUUGUAUAAAGAG